AUGGACGUUGAUAAUGCUGGUGUUGCUGAAAAUCAUCUCAAAGAGUGUUUUUCACUUGUUUGGAAGAACCCUUAUGUUCUUAGACUUGCUUUUUCUGCUGCAAUUGGUGGCCUUCUCUUUGGCUAUGAUACAGGUGUGAUUUCUGGUGCACUGCUUUACAUCCGUGAUGAUUUCUCAUCUGUUGAUCAGAAAACAUGGUUACAGGGUAUCAUCGUGAGUACUGCAGUUAUAGGAGGAAUACUGGGAGCAGCAAUUGGAGGCUGGACCAAUGAUAGAUUCGGAAGAAGAUUUUCAAUUUUAAUAGCAGAUGCCUUGUACUUCUUCGGUGCUGUAAUUUUAACUUGGACACCAGGGCCGUCACUACUUAUUGUAAGACGUGCUUUUGCUGGUCUCGGUGUUGGGCUAGCAUCAAUGACAUCCCCGCUCUACAUAUCAGAAAUUUCUCCGGCUGAAGUACGCGGUGCACUUAUCAGUAUCAAUUGUUUUAUGCUUACUGGAGGCCAGUUUCUGUCAUGCCUCAUCAACCUAGCAUUCACCCAUGCACCUGGAACUUGGAGGUGGAUGCUUGGGGUAGCAGGAGUUCCUGCUUUAUUGCAGUUCAUACUAAUGUUUUUCCUUCCAGAAUCACCGCAAUGGCUUUACAAGAAGGGAAGACAAGCAGCAGCUGAGGCAACACUGAGAAAAAUAUACCCUGCUGAAGAAGCAGAUAAAGAAAUACAAGCAUUGAAAGACUCAAUUGCAGCAGAAACCAAUAAUGAAGAAGGAUCAUCAGAAAAAAUCAACAUUGUUAAGUUGCUAAAAACAAAGACGGUAAGGAGAGGACUCAUUGCAGGAGUUGGUCUUCAGAUGUUUCAGCAAUUUGUUGGCAUAAACAUAGUUAUGUACUACAGUCCAACCAUUAUUCAGUUAGCCGGUUUCGCAUCAAACCAAACAGCACUUGCUCUCUCACUUGUAACUUCAGGUCUUAAUGCAAUGGGUUCGAUUGUCAGCAUUUACUUCAUAGACAGAACAGGGAGGAAGAAGCUUCUGAUCAUUAGUCUAUGUGGCCUCAUUCUUUCACUUGAGUUUUUAUCAGUUGUCUUCUAUGCAAGUACAUCACACCCACCCAGAGUUAGCACAAUGGAAACAUUCCAUUUCUCUCCUUAUACCUGCCCAGAUUUCCGUUUGGCAACUACUACUAACUGGGAUUGCUCAAAAUGCCUCAAAGCUUCUUCUCCGGACUGUGGAUUUUGUGCUUCCAAAUCAAACAAGUUAUUCCCAGGAGCAUGUUUGAUGUCAAAUGACACAGUGAAAGACUUAUGCCAAAAUGAAGGAAGACUAUGGUACACCAGAGGAUGUCCAAGUAAACAUGGAUGGCUAGCUCUGAUUGGAUUAGCCUUGUAUAUCAUAUUCUUCUCCCCAGGGAUGGGAACGGCGCCUUGGAUUAUGAACUCAGAGAUAUAUUCCUUGAGGUUCAGAGGAGUCUGUGGAGGAAUUGCAGCAACUGCUAAUUGGGUUUCAAAUCUAAUUGUUGCACAGUCUUUCCUUUCGCUAACACAAGCCAUUGGGAUUUCCCUGACAUUCUUGUUUUUUGGUACGAUUUCUGUUGUGGCAUUGCUUUUUGUCAUGGUUUUUGUGCCUGAAACAAAAGGACUGGCAAUUGAGGAGGUGGAGAAGAUGCUUGAGAAGAAGGAUGUCCAUUUUGUGUUUUGGAAAAGGCAGGCGGGUUAAUCAGAGAAGAAAGCUGUUAUUGACAUAUACAUGGUGGCACAUUUCUAUUUUAGUGUUCAACAUAUUAUUAUCAUCUGAUUUGUAGUAGUCUUUCUAUAUCCAUAGUGGAAAAUUAGUGAAGAACUCCAACUCCUUCUACUCAUGAUUUAUUUUUAUUUGCAGCUUUUAUAUUAGUUAUUGAGUUUUCUUUUUCAUGUUUAUUCCUCUAACCUGUGAUUUCACUUGCUCUGUAUGUAUAAUUGUGAAAGUCAAUUCAGAAAUUUUUAUUUUUUCAAGAAUUUAAUUAAAUGAAUUCCCAUCUCUUCGCACUACUUUGAAGAUUUUUCAAAAGAUUACAGGGAUUCAAGCCUAGUUUUUAUAGAAAAAGAAACCAUCCGAUGAUUGGAUCCUUGGCAUUGGCCAAUUGUCGCCGCGCUUUAUUCUCACCAGGUCUCAAAGUCCCUUCAUCUCCUUUUCACAUCGAACAAUUUCCAUAUAUUAACUAAUUUCUCCCUCUCUUUUUCAGGGCGAGCCUCCCAUUCUCACUGGAGAAGGCGCAGUUCCACAGAGAGCUUGAAGCCGCCGUUGAUGUCGUGGAGUGCACCUGCUGGCUCUGUGUUGAUGUAACUCGGAUUCCCAAUCCCAGAUUUGAGUUAUGGUAUAGAAUUAGAGCUAUAGACCCAAUAAAGGUGUGAUCUUUCUCUGGUUUUGUGAUUAAUUAGGUCAAGGAAUCCCUCCUAUCUAGCAAAGGUCGGAUCUUUGAGAAGAACGACCAGAGGCAAGUCACCAUUGCUGAUUUUGGAGUGCAGGCUCUAAUCAGCUUGGGUAGUCAAUGUUUUCUUCAUAUAAUUUAGUUUCUAUUUGGUCGUCUCUUCCUGACGAUGAUCCAUUGCUUGGUUUAUUAAUGAUGACAGAGUACUGCAGAUUCAGACAAGGAUGGAGGUACUUCCCUUGCGGAAUUGGUGCUGAGUGCUGUGGUUGAGAAGGCAAGCGAUGAGUACAAAUCUUUUAACACUGGAUAAUGCCCUGAAAGCCAUUGAUAGGGGAGGAAAAGGAUGCAUUCUCUUUUGAUUCCUAGCCUGCUACAUAUUGAGAAACUAGGGCAUCAAGGAAUCUGGAAAAUAGAAGAGAUCGAGAGAACUCACCACAAAUCAGAGCAUUGGAGCACCCCCACUUCGCAAAACUGCCAAGGAACCGCGCAUGAACUUCAAUAGAGAAACUAGGGCAUCAAGUGAUCCAGCAAAUGGAAAAGAUCAUGGGGGAGAGAGAGAAAGAGUUGAGGGGCUUUUCUGGGAGGGGUUCAAAACUCUUCAAUUCAGACUAUUUAGUUUAAAUAAAUUUCAUUUAAAGUAACUGAGUUUCCAAGUAGUA
Dioscorea cayenensis subsp. rotundata (Guinea yam) is the source of this 3060-nucleotide messenger RNA. RefSeq names its product probable inositol transporter 2. Gene Ontology annotation, biological process: transmembrane transport. Gene Ontology annotation, cellular component: membrane. Gene Ontology annotation, molecular function: myo-inositol:proton symporter activity. The record is from RefSeq and is a predicted model, not a curated record. Lineage: Eukaryota; Viridiplantae; Streptophyta; Magnoliopsida; Dioscoreales; Dioscoreaceae.